CAGGAAGCAUUCAGUCGUUUGGCUCUUCCAGUUAUUAUUGUUGGAAACAACAUACCGGGGUUACUUGGUGGGCGUGAAUUAUUGAAACGGAUCAUGGCUGCAACUUCCGAUUGCGCCUGGGCUUACAGCGCGAGCCUGGCCCCCAAAAGGGAAAUAAAUCAACCCCGCGCAUGCUCGCCUGCAUUAAUUGCCUUACGCGCAACGCCCCCCGCGUUUAAUGCGCUGCGCGCACCACUUGCGUGUCUCUGCAAAAGAAAAUGAAGACAUCGCUUGAACAUUUGUGGAGUGUUACUUGCUCUUUCACAGGACGAGCUUUCUGCUCUGCCAGCUACAAAUACCGCAGCCCCUAUAAACCGAACCUACUGCAUGACCAAUCCCAGCAGUCCACGUGUAAGAGACCAAGGGUCGGUGAACCGGUCUGAGGACACGCCGAUGGAUCUGCAUAUCCCGGUGCCCUCCCAAACUCGAAUCGGUGAGAGGACGACCGAACGUAGGUCUCUACCCCUCGGACAUAAAUAUUCGUCGCCCUCAACCGGUCCACACUCGUAUUUCAUACACAGUCCUUUCUCACAUCGCUGGACCAUGGACACACCUGACUGUCGGCAGACCCACUUACGGCCAACUUUAACCAAUCCCGCUGCUUCAAAUGCGGACAACGUUCAGGUUAUAAGCGCUGCUCCUAAUGCCCCUCCACUUAUACCUGCGAAGUUUGGUGGGAUGGAAACGUCCGAGCGUGAAUUUUCUUCCCGAGAUGCGCACGGAAUCAUACAUCCUAUUCCCUCGCCACAUUUUUCCUCCCUCACCAUCCCCCAACCUGCUUGGGCUCUGAGCACACCUGGGCACCCUAACCAAUCAUGGGACAUCAGUAGCAUCUCAGUAACUGGUGCUUACCCUCAUAGAUCAACGCCUGGGAUCGAUACGAGGGUUGGGGUGAGCAUAAAUCUUCCCUUUAAUGUCGACUUUCGCAUCUCAUGUCGUCAAAUUGCAGCCACCAGCGCUGUUGCUGUUUCUUCCGGCCCUCCGUGCUCGCCUCAACAUACUCCUAUUUCACCGUUAGAAUACACCUCCUCUCACUUCGGCUCCUGCCGGUCCGUGCCAAAUGAUCAUACGACCCACAUGGUUGCACUUGAAUAUCGAAGACAUGUCACUUCUUAUACGGACAAUUUCCAGGGUUUAAUUGUUGAUUCCCCUGUCCUUAUGUCCGCACCUGUCGGGAUUAAUGAGAGGACAGUAACUGAGGGGUUUGGCGCUGCUGGUCCACCGGGGCACCAUUUAUAUUAUCCUCAGGCUAUCGCGCCCCCGCGAGGCUGGGCCCUUGAAACACCAAAUUCCUCGGGGGGUUCAAGAGACGAUCACCCAUCCACGGCUCGGGCUCAACUCUCUGGGCUGCCAAACAUAUCAGCUGUGGCCGAACCCCAGACCACUUCCCCUUCUAUGGACAGUUUCCCGAGGCCAAGUAUUGGCUCCUCAACUCACAUCCAUUCGUACCCAGGUAUCGACGUCUCCAAACAGGAUUCUCAGCUCCAUGGAGGGCACAAUGGCGGGCAUCAGCAUCAUGGGUUGUCAGCCAAUUAUAGCACGCCUGCCUCUCACCACGAAGGAACGGAUCGCCUCGUAUACAACCAGACUUUAUCAGACGUUCAUCCUAGACCCGGACAGGCGGUCGUUGCCAACGACCAGGGAACUCUAUUGGUUGUUCACCCAGAUGAAGUCGAGGGUCUCAUCCUUCGUGGCCUGGUCCGUGAAUGCUUUAGGUUCACUCGUCCUUCGCGCCCACCUACAAUGGAAGAGAUCGCAGAGACCAUCCACAGGUUGAGACAAGUCCCACAGCGGGUUUUCAGUGAUUAAACCCUCCGAGUUUCCUUCCACACGCCGACAGAGAUGUUAAAUAACAUACGGGAGCAUCCCUGUUCAUG
Molecule: messenger RNA, 1916 nt
Organism: Cantharellus anzutake
Lineage: Eukaryota; Fungi; Basidiomycota; Agaricomycetes; Cantharellales; Hydnaceae
Exons: 9
Coding region: 367-1848 (493 amino acids)
Source: RefSeq, a predicted model, not a curated record